Paramecium octaurelia is the source of this 991-nucleotide messenger RNA. The record is from the annotation of a GenBank genome assembly. Lineage: Eukaryota; Ciliophora; Oligohymenophorea; Peniculida; Parameciidae.
AUGUUACCAGAGUUUUCCAUCUAAGCUGUUAAAUUGUAAGCUAACUCUAGACAACCUAAACCAGUAAAGGUAAUUAAGUUAAUUUAUCAAACAGUAUGUACCCCCUAAGCCUAAGAGUCCUGCUUAAAAAAGAAGCUGUAUUUAAAUAUUAAUAAGUUUAGCAUCUUAGCAAAAACCCAUAACAAAAGCCAAAACGUCAACAGAUAAGCUUACUAGAAAAGGUUCGGAGGAUUUCUAAGAACCCCAAUAAUCAUAAUAGGUGGUCACCAUUGAAGCUCCAUAAUAAAAGAUUAUUAUGAAUAUGGAUGAAAGAUAUCAAUAUUAUGAGAAUGAAGCAAAAAAGCGAUAAAAUGUGAUUGAUGUAUGUGACGGAGUGCAAUUUUAUAAGCCAGUCAAACCAGAUGAAAUGCCUAAGCCUCCUAAACCUAAAAAGUAAACAUCCAAAAUUGAAAAUGCUAAAUAAGUUUCACGAACUGAGAAAUCAGAAAAAUAAUCUGUUUCCUCCGAUUUACAACAUUCUCUACAUCAAUCAAGAUCUCUUUAUAAUCAAACAACUUCAAGAGAGCAGCAAUAAUCUACCUCUACUUUAAUUGAAGAAUGCUAAACACAACAGAUAGCUGUGGAUCCAAAUUUCUUAGUUUAAGGAGAAGUGGAUGGUUAUUAAAUCGAUGAAAGUUAAUCCUAAAUGUUUGGUUUUGGGUUGACUGAUUAUAUUAAAAAUAAUGUAAGAUAAUCUUUAAAUCAAUAGAACCAUAAAAAAGAACUUGGAGAAAAAGAUGUGACAAAUGAAGUUAAACCCUAAUCAGAAUCUGUUUAUACAUAUUAUGAUUACUAUCCUCCUAAUGCAAACGGAGAAAUCCCAAAACCACUAUUGGAAAGUGUGAAUUAUAUGAAUUACCUAAAAGAGUAAUAGGCCUUAUAAGCUCAACAAGCCUAGGAAGCGCAAUAAUAGUAAUAAUAAUAAUAAUAAUAAUAAUUCAAAAGUAAAUGA